This is a messenger RNA of Gongylonema pulchrum, 327 nucleotides long. Lineage: Eukaryota; Metazoa; Nematoda; Chromadorea; Rhabditida; Gongylonematidae. The record is from the annotation of a GenBank genome assembly.
GCACUACUGGUAGCUGUUGGCGGUGGUGGUCUUUGUUCUGGAAUUGUUGUUGCUGCAAAGAAAAUCAAACCGGCUAUAAAAGGUUCGUGUUUUUUAAAACCGGCUAUUAAAGUAUAUUGCGUGGAACCAGAGGGGAAGAAUCUGCAACAAUCGUUCGAUGCUAGCAAAAGAUCCUGGGACCCCGAUGCUGGCCCAGUGAAAACGAUCGCUGAUGGUAUUCGAGUACUGCGAAUCGGCGAAAAAUGCUUUUCACCAAUUUUAGAGCAAUGCGAAAAGCAAGUUUUCACUGUGGUGAGUAAUAUUCGCUUUUUCUCAGUACAUGAGUAA